Molecule: messenger RNA, 7058 nt
Organism: Dicentrarchus labrax (European seabass)
Lineage: Eukaryota; Metazoa; Chordata; Actinopteri; Moronidae
Product: cadherin-4-like
Exons: 17
Coding region: 219-3023 (934 amino acids)
Biological process (GO): cell morphogenesis; calcium-dependent cell-cell adhesion; homophilic cell-cell adhesion
Cellular component (GO): catenin complex; adherens junction; plasma membrane
Molecular function (GO): calcium ion binding; cadherin binding
Source: RefSeq, a predicted model, not a curated record
CUGCGCCUUAGUGCUGAGCGGAGCGCUCACCUGCAGAUGAGAGAGCCGGGGAAAGUCGGGGCAGAGCUGCAGCACACUCGCGGAGCGCAGGGAGGGACGUAACGGACAGUCUAACCAAGAAAAGGGGGGGAUUUACACAAUUAUUGGAGAAGAAUUACGAAUCGACCCUCUUUUACUGGUUCCUCGUCCAGGCAGCCCUGGCUCGCUUGUUCGCCACGAUGAGAACUGACUUCGCUCUGGUCCUGACAGCAGCCCUUCUUCUUGACACAUUCUGGAGGAAUAAUGGGGAGCACGCUUCCAAAGGUCCCUGUCGAGCUGGCUUCUCACAAAGCUUCUACUCUGUGCUGAUUUCAAGGGAUGUACUGCAAGGCCAGGGCAUACUUAAAGAUACCACAGUGUCAUCACAAAAAGUGAAGUUUGAUGACUGCAUGGGGAAUGAAGCGGUGGUUUUCCAGAGCAGUGACCCUUUCUUCAGCGUGCAGACAGAUGGGUCCAUUUUUGCCAAGGGAGAGGGAGCCAGCCUGGAUGAACCAGUCCAGUUUAAACUGACAGCAAGUGGUCCACACACACAUGUCUGGGAGACUGUGAUCCAACUGGCACUAAUUGACCCACCUUCAUCUCAACAAAGUGAAAAUGAGGUCACAAAGGAGAAGGGGAAAGUCGCUGAGAAAAAAGAGAGGAAGGAGGCAUUCCAAGCACCACCUCCUGUCAUCAUGUUCUCAGGGUCUGGCCUGAACAGCUCCAAGGGUCUACGGAGACAGAAGAGGGACUGGGUGAUCCCACCAAUCAACGUGGCAGAAAAUUCUCGAGGACCAUUCCCUCAGAUGCUCGUCAGCAUUCGUUCAGACCAGGACCAGGACAUCUCGAUCCGAUACAGCAUCACUGGGGUGGGAGCAGAUCAACCACCCAAUGAGGUGUUCAAUAUCGACCCUGUGCUUGGAAAGAUGUUCGUCACCAAACCUCUUGAUAGAGAGCAUCGCUCUUCUUACCAUUUGCGAGCCCAUGCCGUGGACAUGAACGGGAACCAGGUUGAGAACCCCAUCGAUCUGUACAUCUUCGUCAUUGACAUGAAUGACAACAGGCCCGAGUUCAAAAACCAGGUCUACAAUGGCUCUGUGGAUGAAGGCUCUAAACCAGGGACGUAUGUGAUGCACCUGUCAGCGUUCGAUGCUGACGACAACACCACAGCCAACGGAAUGGUUCGCUAUCGUAUCCUGUCCCAGACACCGCACAGCCCCAUCCCUAACAUGUUCACCAUCAACAGUGAGACUGGAGACAUUGUGACCGUGGCACCCGGUCUCGAUCGUGAGAAAGUGUCCCAGUAUACCAUCAUCGUGCAGGCCACGGAUAUGGAGGGCAACCUGAACUUUGGCCUUUCCAACACAGCCACUGCCAUCAUCACUGUCACGGACAUCAACGACAACCCUCCCAUGCUGACCUCCAGAACUUUUUCCGGUGAGGUACCAGAGAACCGAGUGGAUGUUGUGGUGGCUAAUCUGACGGUGAUAGAUGCUGACCAACCACAUUCGCCUAACUGGAACGCCAUCUACAGGAUCAUCAGCGGAGACCCGUCUGGGCACUUCACCAUCCGCACUGACCCUGUCACCAACGACGGCAUGGUCACUGUGGUGAAGCCUGUAGACUUUGAGAUGAACCGUGCCUUCAUGCUGACGGUUGUGGUAUCGAACCAGGCCCACCUAGCCAGUGGCAUCCAGUCCUCGCUCCAGUCCACAGCGGGGGUCACCAUAUCUGUCCAGGAUGUCAACGAACCUCCUUACUUUCCCACAAACCCGAAACACAUCCGCUUCGAGGAAGGUGUCCCUGCUGGCACCAGCCUGACGACUUUCUCAGCCUCAGAUCCUGACCGACUACAGAUGCAGCAGACAAUCAGGUAUUCAAAGCUGAAUGACCCUGCAGACUGGUUGUCCAUCAACAGAACCAACGGUCAGAUCGUAACCACAGCAAUGCUCGACCGGGAGUCCAUCUAUGUCAAAAACAAUAUAUAUGAAGCCACAUUCCUGGCAACAGACAAUGGCUCUCCUGCAGCCAGUGGCACAGGCACGCUGCAGAUAUAUCUGAUAGAUAUUAACGACAACCCGCCAGCACUCAUACCCAAGGAGUCUCAGAUCUGUGAGCGGAUGAACAGAAACGUCAACGGUGUCAACAUCACUGCUGCUGAUGCCGACACAGACCCCAACGCUGGACCCUUUGUGUUCGAGCUGCCCAAUUUUCCCACCAGCAUUCGUCGCAACUGGACGAUUUCUCGGAUCAGUGGUGAUUACGCCCGUCUGGGGCUACGGUACCAGGUAUAUUUAGAGCCGGGGGUAUAUGAGGUCCCCAUAAUUGUGUCGGACUCGGGGAACCCACCGCUGUCCAACAGGUCGGUCAUCAAAGUGAAGGUGUGUCCCUGCGAUGAGAACGGAGACUGCACCACCCUCGGGGCCGUGGCAGCCGCUGGCCUGGGCACUGGAGCCAUUAUCUCCAUCCUCAUCUGCAUCAUCAUACUGCUCAGCAUGGUGCUGUUGUUCGUGGUGUGGAUCAAGCGCAGAGAGAAGGAGAGACAGACCAAGCAGCUGCUUAUUGACCCUGAAGAUGAUGUCAGAGACAACAUCCUCAAAUACGAUGAAGAGGGAGGAGGAGAAGAGGACCAGGACUAUGACCUGAGCCAGCUGCAGCAGCCUGACUCCUUGGAGCACAUCAUCAGCAAGCCACCUGGUGUCCGCAGGGUGGACGAACGUCCCAUCAUCCCUGAGUCCCAGUACCCGAUCAGACCUGUCGUGCCCCACCCUGGAGACAUCGGGGACUUCAUCCACGAGGGUCUGCGAGCGGCAGACAAUGACCCCACAGCUCCUCCGUAUGACUCCCUGCUGGUGUUUGACUAUGAGGGCAGCGGCUCUACCGCUGGCUCUGUCAGCUCCCUCAACUCCUCCAGCACAGGGGACCAGGACUAUGACUACCUCAACGACUGGGGCCCCCGCUUUAAGAAGCUGGCCGACAUGUAUGGAGGAGGGGAUGAUGAUUAAAUCUGCCCAGUCACACAUGCACACACACACACACACCCACACACACCCUCGUCCCGUUAGCUGGCCUGCCAUGCUCUGUCCUUCUAACAUAUGAGGCUAUUACAGCCUUAUUGAACACUCGUUAACAAUGACAUGUUCACACUGACCAACUGACUGACCAACCAACCAACCAAUCAAAUUAUCCACCACAGAGGACCAGUGCCGUGUGUCAGUUUCGGGUGCUCUUCUCAACCGUCUCCUGCUCUAAGCCUGUCUAAGACUGAAAACUGAAGCUCUGAAUUGCAGGCUUCUCAUAGUUUGUAUUUUCAAAACUCUUGUGCUUUUGUUUCAUUUUAGGUUUUAUUCUAGAUGUAGGUUUUAGGAGUCAGAUUUAGUUUUUCCUUUAAUUUGUGCAGGUUUUUUUUGUCCCCUCUCCCCUCUGAUUCGAGCCAUUCCCUAUUCCUGAGGGUUUUCACUUUUCCCUCGCUGUCAGCCCCCGCCUGCCUCUCUGUAGAAGCUUUAGGUUGAGCAGCUUGCUUUGUCUGAGGGGAACAAAAGGAAAAAAAAAGAAGAACAAGAACACAGAUAUGAAAGUCCUUCUUGCACGGAGGGCCCUGGUUUAUUAUUUCUUGAACUUGAAUUACUUAGAACAGAAGCACUGUUGUUUAAAAAGUGCCUUCAGUGGUGCAUAUUUUAGCAGACUCCCGCUAACUCAGGAUUGGUUGCCAUUUUCUGGGCUUACAUGCCCCCAUAUGACCCCUGACCCUUUAACUCCGACCUUCCCUUCUCAUUUCUAUCGUCCUGCAGGACUGUGGUAGCUGCAGGAGAUGUCAGUGCUGGUUUCAGAGGAGCAUUGAGUGGCUUACGAGGGCGCUUUAUGUAGACAUACUGUACAUAGGCCUACAGUGUGUCUGUAAGUUAUGGACAAAUCAUUAACUUUUUCAAGUCAGGCAUAUCUGUGCUCCUAGACCACAGCCAACUUGAAUGUGAUUACUGAAAUCACAAAAAUACAUUAUGGGACUGUCUUAGAGAAGAAAUGCAUUGCGUGUCUUUUGUGGCUUUGCAGCUGUGUUUGUUUUGAGCUCUCGGUAUUUGCACCUAAAACUUGAUAAGGCUUGUUACUAAAUUUUGAAGAUCGACAAGUCACGUGUGUUACAAUGUUAAUGUAUAUGAAGUACAAAUGAGGGUUAUUUAAGGAGACUUUGCCUAAGAUCAUUUAAGGUCUGCAUGUUUAUCCCUUCACCCAAAGGUAAUUAACAUGGAUCCAGUUAUUGUGUGGUAAUUGUGUCAAAGAAAACUAUAUAAACUGUACAAACAUGAGGGAAAAGAAAAUACAGGAUUACUUCAAAUAGCUUUGAUAGCGUUACAUACACAGUUGUGAGCCCCAUUCCCUUUCUCUCUUUUUUUUUAUUUUUCUUUUGUUGAUUCACUGUUGUCUCUCAGCAAACUUUUAAUAUACAAACUUUGGUGCUGGUCCCUGUCACAGAAAUGGGGGGGAACUGAGCCUCAGCCAGGGAUUUAGCGCCUUCACAAUCUGUUUCUCUUCAGGCAGCAUUUCAUUCAUCUGAAAUUUUCUCCUGAAAUUUUUGGCUGCAAGUUCAAGAGGUUUUGAAAAGAAGUUAGAGGAAGGGAAAGUCUGUUAUGAAGUUCUGCACUUUAUCAAAGCAAACUUGCAAAACUAAAGCUUCAGUAAUAGUGCUUUAAAAAACAGACAUUUUGAAAGACAGUGUUGUUGUGACUUAAUGAAAAAGUAGCGCUACCCACAGGCUUUUGUAAUCAUAUUUCAGGCCCCCAGAACUGCAUAUAGAGAACUGAAAAAAAAAGAGCUUUAGUCUUUGUAUUAAAUUAUUUAAAUAUGCAAAACAUUUCACAGAGGGACCAGUGAGAUGCUGGUGAAUGAUAGAAAGGUUUAAUCAUUCCUUAUCUUCUGAGUGCCCAUUGAAACACUACUCGGUUGCAGCCAGUUUCAACUUGAUGUGGACUGACCAGAUUUUCUAUUAAUUAUGAAUAUGAUGAAUGUUUGAAGGGAAUCUCAGAAAUGACAAUGUUCUUCAGAUGAUGUGAUGAGAAGGAUCCUCCACUCCUCCAUUUUCCUCUACUGCUUUUCAACCAUUUUCUCACCUGCUCAUGGUUUAUAUGAAGAGCUAUAGAUAAAAACAGUCUUCAGUUUAAUAAAAACUUGAAGGAGUGAAAGGAAUGAACUUGUGGCAAGAUAUAAAGAAAAAUAUUGCCUGUUGGUGCAAAUAGUCAUCAUGCCGUAACACAGAAAUAAGGAUGAGAAUUUAAUUUGAUUAUAAACAAGGGGACAAAGGUUAUAGAAUAAUAAGGUUAACAGGGUCAGAAUCUCUUGAUUUACAUGAAUAGACAAAUGGGUGAUUUUCAGGAUAGCUGUCAGCUUAGAGCAGAAACAAAUAGACAUGAGAAAAGCAGUAGUUUCUACAGCUUGCUGCUGGAUAAGUAAGUUUUUUUCUAUCUGAUUGCUCCUCAGCCUACAGAAUAUCUUCACAAAAUAAACACAGCUGUUACUUUCUGCUAUUUGUGAUUAUUUCUGACAUAUAACUGUUGUAUAUACAGAACAUUUUUAUACAUUUGGUAACACGAUUUAUCUGUUUCUGUGUGGUCUUUGCAUUUUCUUUUACUCCAGUUUUGGCAAUGUAUAUUUCACCACAAAAAGCCAUGUGCAUUUAAAAGAAUCUGUGUGAUUCUAUAUGAGCUUACAGCCAUACUCAUGUCUCUGUUCAAGUGUAGCUUCAUCACAGUGAAAAGGUUCAACUUCAGACCAACUUGUACAGUCUAUACUAGCACACACUCACUCCUCUAGGCCUUACUGUAUAUAUGUGAGUGUUCUAUAUUAUAUGAGCCCUUUCAGCAUUGUUCUAAUUCAGCUGCAGGGCUCAAACAUUACUGAAGGCCAUCCAGCGUUGACAAAAUAAACACAUACAUCAUUAUAAUGCUCAUGCUCUCUAAUCAAACGUUCACACCGGAUUCAGGGCCGAACAUAGCAGGAGCCCCCCGCCACACUCACAUACACCUUACACAAGGUAACUGACCUUUUAUAACAGUGUCAUGCAUACGUGACACAAUGCCAUUAUGAUACUGAAUGUUAUCAAUUACUUGCAAUGACACAUGGCAGCAAAUCAUCAGUGGAGUCGGUCAAACUUGACCUCCCAUUUAAAUGCAAUUUGUGAGGGGGAAAUGAAGGAAGAUUGACUUGUUACAUAGUUGGUCCACUUGUCUUAUUGACGUCCCCUUGCUAAAGUGAGAGGAGGAUUAGCAAAUUAUAGAAUGAAGGUUGAUCUAUUGUAAUUGUAAUCCACCCCUGUCUUCUGGCUGUGCCAACAACGACUCUUCUGCCUCUCUGACUGGUGUUAGUUAAAGGACACUUGGUCUCAUUCGGGACAAUGCCUGACCAUGGACACACACAUGACGGGAGGCUCCAGCAGAAGACAGUUUUUUUGCUCUGCAAUGGCCAGAACUACAAAGACAGGCAGGAGUGUUUUCAUGUGAGUUCGCCCAAUACUGCUCAAGUCCAAGUGUACAUAAUGUAGUAUUUGCUUGAAGCUAAACAGACCAAGGUAGGCAAACUGUAACUGUACAAUUGGAGCUUUUUGCAUGUGUCUUUUUAUAAUGGACAGAUGAGUUCUACUACAGUAACCAUACAACAUUUUAAAAUGUGUCGCAGCCCGCAUGACCGAGGUUGCAGUCCAGAAGGGAUUCUGGUGUACCAUACUCACAUAGUUUCAAAUGAAGGAGAAAAAAAGCUGAAAAAAUAAUUGCACAGUUAUCAAGUCAAAAGACUUUUUUGUAAAUUGUCAACAGCACAAAUAUUUUGUAUUGUUGUUUGUACCAUUUUGUAAGAAAAUGAAGAAAAAAACAAAAAAAGGGAAAGAAUCUGUUGUUUCAAGCGUGUGUUUAUAGUGCCACUGCAAUCUUGGUUUCCAAAUACCGUACAGUAAAUACGCAGCCUUGCAGAUCAACCUUGUAAUAUAGACGCUGAGCUGGAGACUCCCUGUCAGCAUCAUGUGUUAUAAAUAAAAUUUCCCCUCCUUAUAAGAA